AUGGCAGCAAAGUUAUUACAUUCUUUGACAGAUGAAAAUCCUGAUCUGCAGAAGCAAAUAGGCUGUAUGACCGGCAUUUUUCAGUUGUUCGAUCGACAACAUAUUCUAACCAGCGGCAAUAGGCGCUUGGUUGGCCAUACUCCCAAAAGGCUUCCCCCUGCAGGAAAUUCCCACUUCCAUAGCUUGGACAGAGAUUCUAACAAGACGUACAUAAGAUCGGCAUCAACGGAGAAAUAUUCAACUCCACUUAAGCACACCCAAGAAAGACAAAGAAUCUCGACCGAAUCAUCUCGAGCCUCCUUCUCUUCUUCAUCCCGCUCGUCUUCCUUCUCCUCCCUCGACUGCAAUCGAGCCCCUCAGCUCGAUUCUGCUCCCUAUGACCGAAUCAUAUUCCCCGAAACCCCGUCGCGAGACCCGGCCAUGAGCUUGCAGAACUCUUCCCCUCAGUCCACUCGACAAAGCCUCGACAUUCGUGAUUUAGUGAAAGACUCCAUGUACCGUGAAAUUCAUGCUCUAUCACUUAAACCCAAAGCCUCAGACGAGGAAGUCACCAUCAUGAGGCGAAAGGACUCCCCAAGACCUCAGCCUAGAACAAGUUCCGACCUAAAAGAAUCACUCAAAGCACUCGCUAAGCUUCAAGAAUCUCCUUGGUACCAAAACGAGGCCCCCCGAGAGCUUUUAAGGUCUGCAUCUUACCAUGCAAAAGAAGGUACAACAUCCUUUUCGAUCUGCCGUGACGCCCCUCGCUUCUCUUACGACGGGAGAGAAGUGAACCGGGCCCCUCUCGAUUUUUCCAAAUCGGGCCUGAAGCUUCGGGAUGCACCCAGGCUGUCGUUGGACAGCAGGGAGAGUUCGCGCGAUUCGAAAUCGAGCGUUUUCUUGAGAUCCAUGCAGAAGGAUAUAAGUAGUUCUGUUGAGAUUAUUCCGCAACAAGUGGCGACGGGAAAUCAAUCGCGGCCCCCGAGUGUGGUAGCAAAGCUGAUGGGUCUCGAGGCGCUGCCCGAUUCAGUCAAGUCUAGUAACGACUCGAAUUCUGUUGUGGGCCAAAGUUUUUCGGACGAUGAUUUUUUUGAUAUUCCGUGGUUAUCUGCGAAAAAGGGUCAAAAGUCUAUUCAAACUUCGUGUUCCUUGAGGAAGAAGGAACCUGGGGGGUCCCCACGGUGGAUGAGUCCGGAACCUUCUAUGAAGCCCAGCUCACGAUUCCCCAUCGAGCCGGCUCCUUGGAAGCAAAUUGACGGUGCUAAGAGUUCUCAGAAGCCAGCUUCCCGGGGGGCCGUAAGAGCUCCACCGAAGGCCUCUACUGCAUUUCCUUCUGUCUACAGUGAGAUAGAGAAGAGACUUCAGCAUCUCGAAUUUACACAAUCCGGGAAAGACCUUAGAGCACUUAAACAGAUACUCGAGGCCAUGCAAUCCAAGGGAUUCUUGGAAAACGAGAAGGAAGCCGAGGGCCCGAAUGAGCAGAAACAUUCGAGUUCGACUCAGGAGGUGAGAUCGGUCAGCAACAAGCAAAAGCAAUGGGCCGGCUCUCCAAGGAAACAUUACGAGUCCCCGAUUGUGAUCAUGAAACCGGCCAAGUUAGUCGAGAAAUCUGGUUUACCGUCAUCUUCUGUUAUUCCACUCAACAGCUUACCCAGUCUAACGAAACCUACAACAAGUCAACAGGCCAGUACUGAGUCUGUUGAUAACAACACAAAGGGUUUAAGCAGCGGAAGAAAAUCCGGUCAACUAGCCAAUGCUGUGAAUUCUGUCAAUAUGAGAAAUGAGAGGACUUUGAAAAACACACAGUCAUCAUCGAGAGUAUCAUCACAGUUGGGCCGAGAUGGAAAUGUGGGCUCAGGUAAGAGUACGGGAACAGGAACGGGAUCUAUCAGCCCCAGAAUGCAACUGAAGAAAAUCGAGAUGGAAAAAAGAUCCCGGCCACCCACUUCUCCAGAUUCCGGCAAAUCGAAACGUCAGCCGAACAAGCAACAAGGCGAGUCUAAUUCUCCUGGCGGGACACGAAGGCUGAAACUCACCGGCGUACAGCUGCUAAGUGUUGACCAGCCGCGCGAGGCCAAUGAUGAUUCUAGUGGACACUUUGAAAACGAGAACUUAAUUCAGUCACAUGAAAAUAUUACGCAAAGCUCAAGAAAUGCUCUGGUGGGUGGUGGUUUUGAAAGAUCCUCUGCGGCGAGCAGUUGCGAGAGUCUAUCAGCAAAUGCUUCUAAAUUCGUGUUAUCUGAACUGGUAGAAAAGAAAUCUACGAAUGAAGCAGAGUCGAGAGAUUGUGGGUUUGUUCCGCCCGAGUAUUCAAGUCCCGUCUCUGUUCUUGAUAAGGUAGUCUGCAAAGAUGAUUCUCCUUCUCCCGUGAGUUAUGUUGGGAAGACCCUUAAAGUGGAUGAUGCACCCACCGAAAAAAACUGUGACCCGAGCGUAGGCCAAGAAAACCCUGCCGACGGGCCCCACCAGACACAAGCCCAAAUCAACCGCAAGAAGCUCCAAAACAUCGAGACCCUUGUCCAGAAGCUGAGGAGGCUCAACUCGACCCACGACGAGGCCCGCACGGACUACAUUGCCUCCCUCUGCGAACAAACCACAAACCCCGACCACCGGUACAUAUCCGAGAUCCUGCUAGCCUCGGGCCUUCUCCUCCGUGAACUCGGGUCGAGCCUCGUGAAUUUCCAAUUCCACCCCUCAGGCCACCCGAUCAACCCCGAGCUGUUCCUCGUGCUGGAACAGACAAAGACGAGUGCUUUAUCAGACGGACGGCCCCAAAGGAAGCUCAUUUUCGAUGCUGUCAACGAGAUACUCGCGCGGAAGCUGGCUGGCCCGGGUUCCAGACCAUGGGCCUGUUGGGCCGGGAAUACAGGCCUCACAGCACAGAGGCUUCUGGGUGACCUGUGCUCUGAGAUGGAUCAGCUUCGGGCGAGAAAUGGGAAAUGUGGGCUUGGGGAGGAGGAUGAGAAAGAAGGGUGGAAGGAGCUCCUGCAUGAGGACGUGAUGAACGAGUCGGGAGGCUGGAGGGAUUGUGAGAGGGAUGUGUCGGGAGCUGUUCUUGAUAUCGAGCGCUCGAUAUUUAAGGACUUGGUGAAUGAGGUCGUGAUUGGCGAGUCGAUUGGGCUGAGGGCCAAACCGGGAAGGCGUAGGCUGUUUGUGAAGUAG
Molecule: messenger RNA, 3141 nt
Organism: Striga hermonthica
Lineage: Eukaryota; Viridiplantae; Streptophyta; Magnoliopsida; Lamiales; Orobanchaceae
Source: the annotation of a GenBank genome assembly